Molecule: messenger RNA, 1991 nt
Organism: Schizophyllum commune H4-8
Lineage: Eukaryota; Fungi; Basidiomycota; Agaricomycetes; Agaricales; Schizophyllaceae
Product: SET domain-containing protein
Exons: 3
Coding region: 385-1857 (490 amino acids)
Molecular function (GO): protein binding
Source: RefSeq, a predicted model, not a curated record
GUCGGCAUCUCGCUCAACAAUGCACUGUGGCUUACUCUGGAAUUUGCGCGCAGAUUCCGAGCGCAUGCGGCGGAUGAAGCUUUGUGAUACUCGGAUGCGGCAGAACCCUUCUCGUGCCAUAGGCCUUUCAGAACACACGCACAGCCGAACAUGAAAGGCCGAAUGUGGACAUAACACUAUUUAUAUGCUAUCUUGUGACAUUCGUCUCGACGCAUGGGCCAGCUGCGAACAGUUCAUGCCCCCUUUGAUGUGUUCAUGAAUGCGCUUUGACCGCCGUCCAGGCCUAUAUAACCAGGCCCGUCGUCCCCUUCCUCUUCCUCAUCCCACAACCACCUGUCAACCUUCUCCCACUCCGCAACCGCCCCUCAGCGCGCUUCUGCAAACAUGAUGACCGACGACUGCAUCAUGCACAUCGUGUCGUUGAGCCUCCUCAACGACCCGCGGCGUCCCGAAGACAACUCCCCUCGAGACCUACGCGACAUGGCUGUCCGCGUCGGCAAUGGUCAAGCCAUGUUCACCACGAUCCCCGCCAACGCACGAUCACGCAAGGACGAGCUGCUGCGCGACGGCACGACCGAGGUCAUGCUCGACGCCGCCACCAAGCGCAAGCUCUACGCGCAGCCUGGCUUCCCGAAGCCACUCACUCAGCCCUCUUCCCCAGCUCAUCGCAUCUCCCCCGCCGGUGAGAAGGGCCUCGGCAUGUUUGCCACUCGCCCUCUUCACGCCGGAGACCUCAUCCUCGCCGAGCGGCCCCUCAUGGUGCGCGCGCUUGGCGCGCCGCUGUACACGGGCCCCCAGAUGGGUCUCUUCCGCAAUCCCUCAUCCCUCGUGAGCCGCGUCAUCGAUAAGGAGUACCAAAUUGAGGUCAUGAUGCAGCGGAUGGUGCCGAAGAACCGCAACGCCUUCCUGACGCUCGCCAACUCCGAUGACUAUAGCGGGACUGGAAAUCUCGUUGGGCGUAUGUACACGAACGGGCGGGACGUGCUCCAGGGGUUCACGUUCUCUGGUAUGCCUGGCGGUGGCGCAACGUAUACCGGUGUCUUCGAUAAGUUGUCGAGGAUGAACCAUAGCUGCACUCCGAACGCCGUGUUCACCUGGGCCAACAUGUCUUUCUCUGGCGCCCUGCGCGCCAUCCGCGACAUCCAGCCCGACGAGGAGAUCACCAUCACGUACUGCAACCCCUCCUUGUCGACAUCCGAGCGCGCGGCCGCCCUUGCGCCCUACGACAUCGAGUGCGACUGCCCCGCCUGCAAGGACGGUUCCGCAUCCGACGCACGCCGGGAUGAUAUCUUCGCCAAGUUCGAUAAGGCGCAGGAGCUGGAGUUGAACGACGCGAAACGCGAGAUGCUGCUCUCGGUCAUCGAGCUUAUCGAGAAGGAGGGCGCGGAGGUGCUACCGGAGUACUAUGAGGCUCAUCGGCUGUUGCUGAACAUCUAUCGGGAGGAGAAGAGCAAGAAGGAGGCGAAGGUUGCGGAGGAGAAGGGUACGAAGGAUGAGAAGGUCACGGAGGAGGAAGACGGAGACUCGAGGGAGACGGAGAGCGAGCUCGAGGAGAAGAGCGGGCCUGAGGAGGAGAAGGCGAGCGAGCCUGAGGAGGAGGAAGAGGCCACGGAGAAGACUGCGGACGAGGAGAAAGAGGGAGACUCGAAGGAGACGGACAGCGAGCUCAAAGAGAAGGAGAGCGGGCUUGAGGAGCGGAAGAGCGAGCCCGAGGAUGAGGAGGAGACCAAGGUCGAGGAGAAGAAGGAGAGCGAGCCUGAGGAGAAUAACGAGCCCGCGGACAAGGAGAAGGAGCUCGAGCAGAAAGUCAACGCCCUCUCCCUGGCGAAGUUCGGGAAGGCCUUCCUUCGCGAGUAGAGUAUGGCUCGAUUUCGGAGGACUCGAAAUGCGACCUGUACAUUAUAGCUACAUAAUCGGUUUACGGAGAGACGCGUCUCACUGAUACUGAAAUGUUGGACUUGCAUUAUGUGGAAAGUUGAACCUGCAUCAUG